Messenger RNA from Leguminivora glycinivorella, 771 nucleotides. RefSeq names its product MIP18 family protein galla-2 (gene galla-2). The transcript is spliced from 2 exons. The record is from RefSeq and is a predicted model, not a curated record. Gene Ontology annotation, cellular component: cytosolic [4Fe-4S] assembly targeting complex. NCBI's taxonomy places the organism in Eukaryota, Metazoa, Arthropoda, Insecta, Lepidoptera, Tortricidae. Gene Ontology annotation, biological process: iron-sulfur cluster assembly. The coding region runs from base 74 to 547 and encodes 157 amino acids.
UGUUAAACGUCAUUUCACAGCUGUGCAAAUUUUACACUCCUUCGCUUGUUUGUUUUUUUCCAAAAGCUAAAAAAUGACGAAAGUCGCCGAUAAUCUCAAUCCUCACGUAUACGAGAAAGGUUCGGAGCGUCAGAUAACUUCCACGGACCACGACGAGGAUGUCGUCGACGAGAUAGAUGAGCGGGAAAUCUUCGAUAUCAUUCGAAACAUCAACGACCCUGAACAUCCCUUGACGCUGGAGGAUCUAAGGGUGUUGGAGGAGAAAAAUAUUACUGUAAAUAAUAAGGAGAACACUGUGCACGUUAAUUUUACGCCCACGAUACCUCACUGCAGUAUGGCUACACUCAUAGGCCUGUCAAUACGAGUCCAGCUACUCCGAGCACUCCCGAGCAGGUUCAAAGUGACAGUCACUGUCACGGAGGGAACACAUGCCUCCGAGCAUGCGGUGAACAAGCAGCUAGCCGACAAGGAACGCGUUGCCGCUGCACUGGAGAAUAACAACCUAGUGCAGAUUAUUAAUCAAUGUGUCUCGCCUUUGUCAUUGUAGUUUUAAGAUGUGUCAUACAUAUGUGAGUGUGUUUAGUAAGACGUCCCACUUUGUUGGUUACCAUUAAGGCGAAAUUUACUUUUAUCUUUAUAUGAAUAAACUGACAAAGCAGCUUUGUACACCCUAUUUUUAUUGAAUUCCGUUAACUUUAAGGGAUGGUUCUUUAGAUCAAAUACAAUUCAUUUCUUGAAGAAACUAGCGUUAUCGUGUUAUUACAAAAAUAA